CCUAUUCCAGCUUCAUUUGGUUUUCAAACAUUUGGAAUACAUUUCGGUAAUCUUAUCGUACCUCCAAUUUCAAUUUUGGCAUAACCAUGAAUACUGGUAGUGUGGAGGACCUGGAGGACCAGCGAAUUCAACUAAGCGUUCAGCGAGGUUAUUCAGCCAACGGUAGCACAGGGAGUUUCCGACGAAGGCCAAACUCAGUUCAUCCCCAGCCCAAGCGGGCAAGUGCACCAUCAGUUCCACAAUAUCCUACUUCACAAACAAACCAAAAGAAAACGACCCGUGAAAAACUUGUUCUUCUUUUGAAACCAUCGUGGAACACCAUAUUUGUAACUGCAUGUGUGCUUGCAGUUUCAUUAGAUCCCUUGUUCUUUUACAUACCAAUCAUCGAUGAGGAAAAAAAGUGCCUUGACAUGGACGUCAAGUUGAAGAACGUAGCACUUGUUCUGCGGUCCUUCUUUGAUGUCACCUUCAUAGUGCAUAUUGUAUAUCAAAUUCGUGAAGCCAUUAAAGCUGUGGCCGAGGAGUCAGAUCCCAAUGAAGAACAAGCAGCAGCAAAGUCAACCGACUGGGUUUCGAGAUUUUUCGAUGCAUUUGAACACGUUGAUGCAAUAUGGGAAAAACUGAGAUGGCGCUCUUUCAUAACUAACAUUCUUGCUGUUCUUCCCGUCCCACAAGUACUGCUUGUAGUCAUCUUUUUCAAAAUGGGUGGCCCUGGAUAUUUGGAACAUAGGAAGAUUUUGAAUUUAUUUCUUCUCCUUCAGUACGUGGCAAGGAUUUAUCGAAUAUACCUAUCGUCUGAAAAAAUUACAAAAAGUUCUGGAAUAUGGGUUAAAGGUCUAUUCAACUUUUUUCUCUACAUUCUUGCAAGUCAUGUGUUUGGAGCAUUUUGGUAUUUCUUCGCUAUUCAACGAGAAACAUCGUGCUGGCAUCGGAAAUGUGGUCGAGAUUGUCCAAGCAAUUAUACGUUUUACUGCAACAGGGAUAACGGUACAGCAACAGUUAUGCAGUCAUUUAUAAAUGGUCUAAAUACAACUUGCGCUCCAGAUGGAGACUUUGGCUUUGGAAUAUUUCGAGCUGCCCUUGAGUCUCAUAACACCGAAUCCAAAAAACUGGUAGAGAAACUAUUUUACUGUUUCUGGUGGGGCCUGCGAAACUUAAGUAAUUUUGGCACGAACCUAGAAGAAACAAGUAACUAUCCAUGGGAAAUCAGCUUUGCAAUUCUUGUUUCGGUGUCUGGUUUGCUAAUAUUUUUGUAUUUGAUUGGAAAUGUGCAGACAUACAUGCAGAUGCAAACUACAAAAGCGGAGGAGAUAAGGCAGAAGAUGAUUGUGACACAGAGAGAUUUGCAAUCGUGGAUGACCAGAAAACGUGUCCCUCCGAAGUUGCAGGAAGUUAUCAUAAAAAACAUAAAACAAAAAUUGGAAGAUAACAAAGAUGCUAAUCUGGAGAAUCUGUUCGCCGUUCUUCCCUGGGAUACUAAAAAAGCUCUCAAGCGUCAUCUCUGUCUGGAUGCGCUCAAAGAAUUACCAGGGCUUAGAGGCAUGGAUGAAAAAGUGUUGAAAAUGAUUUGCGACUAUCUGAAGCCAGUGUCGUACACCGAGAGCUACAUGUUUGCUGAAGCGGGUAGUCCAGCUGAUCACAUGAUCUUCAUUACAGAAGGCACUAUGUGGAUUCUCAAGACUGGCGAUGACAGUCAAGCUGGAAAAGCUUCGCCGUCGGCAGUGAUCCGAAAGGACCUUAAGAAGGAUGACUUUUAUGGAUAUGAACAACUUCUGAGUUGGGCUGCACCCGGUAACCUUCUCGAUUUUAAGAACCUUCCAAACUGGACUGAAAAUGUCAAAUGUCAUACAAACGUAGAAGGGUUUGCACUCUCGGCCAAGGACUUGCAAUCUGUGGUCCACAAAUGCAGAAACUUGUGGAAGUACAAUAACCCUAAUUCUCAUUAGGUGGAGGAGAGAAGCCUUGAUCAUUAGCUAGGUCAGAACCCUGUGUAAUAUAUGUACGUAGUAUAUAGGUUUGAUCAUGUGUUGUGUUUUGUUUUAGUAACUGUAACUGAUCACCCCCUGAUUCGAUCAGAUAGGCGUAGUUUGUAUUAAUUUCCAAUUCAAAUAAAGACCUCGUGCAUCUUCUCCAAUUCAA
Molecule: messenger RNA, 2139 nt
Organism: Prunus avium (sweet cherry)
Lineage: Eukaryota; Viridiplantae; Streptophyta; Magnoliopsida; Rosales; Rosaceae
Source: RefSeq, a predicted model, not a curated record